Molecule: messenger RNA, 1095 nt
Organism: Acanthosepion pharaonis
Lineage: Eukaryota; Metazoa; Mollusca; Cephalopoda; Sepiida; Sepiidae
Source: the annotation of a GenBank genome assembly
AUGUAUCUAUCUAUCCAUCUAUCUUUAAAAUUAUUUUUUCCAUCUUUCCUCUAUCUAUCUAUCUAUCUAAAAUCUAUCUAUCUAUCAAAAAAUCUAUCUAUCUAUCUAUCUAUCUAUCUUUCAUUUUUUUUUUCUUUUUGUUCUAUCAUCUAUCUAUCUUUUAAAAUCUAUCUAUCUAUCUAUCUAUCUAUCUAUCUAUCUAUCUAUCUGUUCUUUCUAUCUAUCUAUUUAUAUAUCUAUCUCUACCGACUAUCUAUCUAUCUAUCUUUAUCUAUCUAUCUAUCUAUCUAUCUUCUAUCUAUCUAUCUAUCUAUCUAUCUAUCUAUCUAUCUAUCUAUUUCUAUCUUUCUUUUUCUAUAUAUGUCAGUCUGUUCAAAUCAAAUUUUAAUUUCUAUCUAUCUUCUUCUUAUAACUAUGAAUCUUCAUCUAUCUAAUUUGCAUCUUCUUUAUUUUAAGGGUAUAUUAUCUUUCUAUCUAUUUUAUCUUUCUAUAAAAAUCUAUCUCAGUCUUCUAUCUAUCAAUCUUAAACCGGUUUUUUUGAAUUAUCUUUCUAUCAAAUCAAAUAUAUUUCUUUUUCUAUCUCAAUAUAUUUCUUCUCUCUUUUCUAUCUAUUCAAAUCCUUUUCUUUUCUCUCUAUUCUUUCUUAUCUAUCUAUAUCUAUCUAUCUACUUUUUCUAUUUUUCUAAUUUCUUAUUUCUAUCUACUUUUCUAUUUAAUUUUUAUCUAUCUAUCUAUCUAUCUAUUUAUCUAUUUGGAAUCUAUUAUCUUAUCUUAAUCUAUCUAUCUAUCUAUCUAUCUAUUUCUAUUUUCUCUAUCUAUCUAUCACAUUUAUCUAUCUAUCUAUCUGAUCUUCUUAAACUUUUUUCUAUCUAUCUAUCUAUUCUAUCUAUCUUCUUAUUUAUCUAUCUAUCUAUCUAUCUCAAUAUAUCUUUUUUAUAUAUCAUUUACUAUCAUUUCUUCUAUCUAUCUAAAAAUAUCUAUCUAUCUAUCUUUCUAUCUAUCUUGUCUAUUUAUUUAUCUAUUGUCUCAAUCUAUCUAUCUAUCUAUCUUUUUCAUAAUCUAUCUUUUAUCUUUUAUAUCUUCUAUUUUUGCUAA